This is a messenger RNA of Scomber japonicus (chub mackerel), 1584 nucleotides long. It is a transcript of the gene zic4, whose product is annotated as zic family member 4. The record is from RefSeq and is a predicted model, not a curated record. NCBI's taxonomy places the organism in Eukaryota, Metazoa, Chordata, Actinopteri, Scombriformes, Scombridae. Gene Ontology annotation, molecular function: DNA-binding transcription factor activity, RNA polymerase II-specific; RNA polymerase II cis-regulatory region sequence-specific DNA binding. Gene Ontology annotation, cellular component: nucleus. The transcript is spliced from 2 exons. Gene Ontology annotation, biological process: regulation of transcription by RNA polymerase II; central nervous system development. The coding region runs from base 1 to 1584 and encodes 527 amino acids.
AUGAGCGUGGAUGCAUUGGGAAGCCCCGUGAUGGACCCUACGUUUUCCAAACGGAACACGGCGCUGAGAUUAGUUGACUUGGCAGGGGCUCACCACCAUCACCAUCAUCACCACCAUACCCCUCAGAGCGUGACAGGCUUCCCGGGGUUCAGCAGCCAUCCACACUCAAUGGCUCACUCGCACCCUGGGGAGAUUACUGCGGAACCCCGCCUGGGGCCGAGUCCAUUCGGGCCAGAACACAUGGGGCACUCCGCGGCCCUCAAAAUCAGCCCAGCCCAUCAUUAUCCCCACCACCACAAUCAUCAUAUGGCAGGCCACAGUGAAGUGGUCUCCAGUCAAACGGGAGCUUUUGGCCCGGUUCAGGCGACAUCGGUCCCCUAUUCCAUGUCUCACACGGCCCAGGCUUUAUCCGCAGGUAGGGAUUUCCUCAUCCGGAGAGAUCUGACAGCUCAAGCCAUGCCAGUACUGACUGACCAGACUACUUCAGCCUCUCACCACGGAAUGUUUGUCUCAACAACAGGUAGCUAUCCCGGACACUAUGGUCAUCACCCUGACGCUGGGAACCAUACCCUCUUCUCCGGACUCCAUCACGACCAGCCUUCUAGCGCAUCACCGGGUGGCCAAGCGUUGAAUGGACAAAUAAGGUUAGGACUACCUGGAGAAAUGUAUGUUAGGUCUGAUCACUUGAGUCAAGUGGCAAGCUCCAGGGCUGAUCCGUUCUCUGCCUCGCCGUUGCAUGGCUACGGUGGUCUGAAUCUGAACAUGAAUCUUAGCGCUCACCACCACCACCACGGAGCCGGUGCCUUUUUCCGCUACAUGAGGCAGCCGAUAAAGCAAGAGCUUAUUUGCAAGUGGCUGGAGCCGGAGCACUCGCCGAAGAAACUUUGCUCCAAAACUUACAGCACGAUGCACGAACUCGUAACGCAUGUGACGGUAGAGCACGUUGGAGGACCAGAGCAGGCGAACCAUAUAUGUUUUUGGGAAGAGUGUCCGAGGGAAGGCAAACCAUUUAAAGCCAAGUACAAACUUGUAAAUCACAUUCGAGUGCACACCGGGGAGAAACCGUUUCCAUGCCCAUUCCCUGGCUGUGGGAAAGUGUUUGCAAGAUCCGAAAAUCUUAAGAUUCACAAAAGGACGCAUACAGGUGAGAAACCCUUCAAAUGUGAGUUUGACGGCUGCGACAGACGCUUCGCCAACAGUAGCGACCGGAAAAAGCACUCCCACGUCCACACCAGCGAUAAGCCCUACAACUGCAAAGUGAGAGGCUGUGAUAAGUCUUACACACAUCCCAGCUCCCUGAGGAAACACAUGAAGGUGCACUGCAAGUCCCCCCCUCCCAGUUCAGGCUACGAGUCGUCCACUCCGUCUCUGGUCUCCCCUUCCUCAGACUUGGGCCGGGAGCCAGGGGGCUCCUCGGUGAUGUCGGAGCCGGUGGGAGCCUCCCAGCCCACGAAUUUAAGUGAAUGGUACGUGUGCCACAGCUCAGGUGCCAGUGGCGCCCAGACACCGCCCAGCGGCCCCUCCACACCCGACCCCACAGACGAGCCACCUUACAGAAACCCAGAACCGAGGGAUGCGUUUUAA